Molecule: messenger RNA, 1092 nt
Organism: Theileria orientalis strain Shintoku
Lineage: Eukaryota; Apicomplexa; Aconoidasida; Piroplasmida; Theileriidae
Exons: 10
Coding region: 1-1092 (363 amino acids)
Source: RefSeq, a predicted model, not a curated record
AUGAAUUCAGAUGAUUCGCAGCCGAGUUCAGAGGAGGGUGAGCCUGAAAAAAAAAGGAGACAUUCCGAGGGUUACACAUCAAAUCAGCUGAGUGGGUCAAAAACACACUACCAGAACCUAAAAAGCUACACCAACGCUAAGCUUUUACACCUCGGGAAGACGCUUCUGGCAUACAACACGCACGAAAGCCACAAGUACGCCCUGGAAAUCGCAAGCAUAUUCCUCAACGGAAUACCGCCCGAAGGUUACGUGCCGGAAGACCUGUUUACCCACUUCAAAAAGGAGCCAACUGAAAAACUGUUCAAGAGGUUCUUGUCAAUCACGGCCACGACCACGCCGCACUUGAGAGCCUCGGUACUGGAACACUCAGUACGCCUGUUGGCAGUCAAGGACGAUAUCGCAGGAAUAGCGGACGAAGUGACCAGGCGCUGCAACGAGUGGAACCUGGAGAAACACGAGUUGGCCAAGCAUUACAAAUGGGCCGUUAAGCACAUGGACGUGCUGACGAACUUUAACCCAAAGAACAUCACAUCAGAUUUUACAGUUGAACUCGAAAACGUGCUCGUUACAUAUUUGGAGCGGCUGAGGCUGCCAAAUAAGAAUUUAAUCGGCCUCUACUGCCAAAUUCAGGGUAAAAAGUCGCUCGAACUGCUAAACAAGUACAUCCGGAGCUUCCCCUCAAUCUACUUUCUAAGGUUCAACAGGCUGAAGAUAAUACUGUCGACCGAAGAGGAUUUAAUUAAAUUUGUUACGCUUUCAGGGUACUCCUCGGUGAGUGUUGAGUUUCUAAACUGCUUCAAGCACAUGGUUUCCCCAGAUAAACUGGUCCUGCUUCUUUUCGACCUCGUGCUGGCGAUACCUUAUUUGAAGAGGAACUGGGCGAUUCUUCACGAAGUGAUUUCCGGUGAGAGUAGGGAGGUCUCUGAGGCCCUGGAGUCUAUCAAAAGGUCCGAACUCGUGAACAUGUUCAACGUCCACGGAAACAUUGGACGUAGACUCCCUCAGGACUGCGUGGAGCCGUACCUCAGGGUCGCCUCGGUUCUCGUUGACCCUCCGCACCUGGAACUGCUCAGGCUCCAGCUCACUCACUAA